Messenger RNA from Xiphophorus maculatus (southern platyfish), 1525 nucleotides. RefSeq names its product actin-related protein 2-like. Bases 137 to 1321 code for a protein of 394 amino acids. Lineage: Eukaryota; Metazoa; Chordata; Actinopteri; Cyprinodontiformes; Poeciliidae. Gene Ontology annotation, biological process: Arp2/3 complex-mediated actin nucleation. The record is from RefSeq and is a predicted model, not a curated record. Gene Ontology annotation, cellular component: Arp2/3 protein complex; actin cortical patch. The transcript has 9 exons. Gene Ontology annotation, molecular function: actin filament binding.
CACGCUUCAAGAGCAGACUUCUGCCUGUACCUGUCAGUUGUGAUCCCAGCUAAACUCAUGCAUGUUUACCUUAAAUAUUAAGCUUAAUCAGGCUCUCGUCGGACAGGUGGGAGUAUCUUGAACUGUUAGCGAAAGCAUGGACAGCCAAGGGAGGAAGGUGGUGGUUUGUGACAAUGGGACGGGGUUUGUCAAGUGUGGCUUUGCUGGGUCCAACUUCCCCGAGCACAUUUUCCCAGCCAUGGUGGGACGGCCAAUCAUACGGUCAGCCACCAAAGUGGGCAACAUUGAGAUUAAGGACCUGAUGGUUGGGGAUGAAGCCAGCGAGUGCCGCUCCAUGCUGGAGGUGUCCUACCCCAUGGAGAACGGCAAGGUGCGAUGCUGGGAAGACAUGCUGCACCUGUGGGACUACACCUUUGGCCCAGAGCGUCUCAACAUCAGCCCAUCAGAAUGCAAGAUCUUGCUGACUGAGCCACCCAUGAAUCCCACCAAGAACAGAGAGAAAAUCGCUGAGGUCAUGUUUGAAAAGUACCAGUUUCAUGGGAUCUAUGUGGCGAUUCAGGCUGUGCUCACACUCUACGCCCAGGGUUUGCUUACUGGGGUGGUUGUAGACUCGGGAGACGGCGUAACCCACAUCUGCCCGGUUUACGAAGGCUACUCUCUACCCCACCUCACGCGCAGGUUGGACAUUGCAGGACGAGACAUCACGCGCUACCUCAUUAAGCUCCUGCUGCUGCGUGGCUAUGUCUUCAAUCACACGGCUGACUUUGAGACGGUGCGGAUGUUGAAGGAGAAGCUCUGCUACGUUGGAUACAACAUUGAACAAGAGCAGCGCCUGGCCCUGGAGACCACCUUCCUGGUAGAGUCCUAUAUGCUCCCCGAUGGCCGGCAGAUAAAUGUAGGUGGAGAGCGAUUUGGGGCUCCAGAAGCUCUUUUCCAGCCUCACCUCAUCAACGUGGAAGGAGCUGGCGUGGCCGAGCUGCUCUUCAACACCAUCCAGGCUGCAGACAUUGACCUCAGGGCUGACUUCUACAAGCACAUCGUCCUGUCAGGAGGGACCACCAUGUAUCCCGGCCUUCCCUCCAGGCUGGAAAGAGAGAUCAAGCAACUCUAUCUGGAGAGGGUGCUUGAUGGAGACACCGAGAAGCUAUCAAAAUUCAAGAUCCGAAUCGAGGACCCGCCCAGACGCAAGCACAUGGUGUUCCUGGGCGGAGCUGUGCUGGCCAACAUCAUGAAAGACAAGGACUCCUUCUGGCUCAGCCUGGAGGAGUACAGGGAGAAGGGCGUGGGCGUGCUGCAAAAGCUGGGAGGAGGAAUCCGAUGAAACAAUUACAACAGAACAGAUAGGGAGAAACCAAUGUAUGAACUAAUGCUAAUUUUGUUAUUUCAUCAAAAAGAUUGCCCAAUUAUUGCCUUUUCCUCUUCUCUGUUCAUAAAAACAGUCAGCUUGAUUCUACUGCUUCUUUGACCAUAAACACUGUAAAGCAAGCAAUCAACUGGAUUUUAUAAAUUUUAUUACUAAACCAGA